Molecule: messenger RNA, 3415 nt
Organism: Gadus macrocephalus (Pacific cod)
Lineage: Eukaryota; Metazoa; Chordata; Actinopteri; Gadiformes; Gadidae
Product: protein-L-isoaspartate O-methyltransferase domain-containing protein 2
Exons: 7
Coding region: 127-1392 (421 amino acids)
Biological process (GO): protein modification process
Cellular component (GO): cytoplasm
Molecular function (GO): protein-L-isoaspartate (D-aspartate) O-methyltransferase activity
Source: RefSeq, a predicted model, not a curated record
ACGUAUGACGUCAGCGCGUCGUCCGGCCCAAUGUUUACAUCGUGGAGCGGUGUCCCUGAUCCCGACGAAAAUUUAAAGAACAAUACUGACGACUAACCAAACCGAUCGGCAUCACCAUAAGGCGAGAUGGGCGGAGCAGUCAGCGCCGGAGAGGACAAUGACGAGUUGAUUGACAACCUGAAGGAGGCCUACUACAUCCGCUCGUGCCUGGUGGAGCGGGCCUUCCGAGCCAUUGACCGCGCCGACUACUACCUGGAUGAGUACCGGGAGAACGCAUACAAGGAUCUAGCGUGGCGGCACGGGAACAUCCACCUGUCGGCUCCAUGCAUCUACUCGGAGGUGAUGGAGGCCCUGGAUCUGUACCCUGGGCUCUCCUUCCUCAACUUGGGCAGUGGGACGGGCUACCUCAGCACCAUGGUGGGCCUGAUACUGGGGCCAUUCGGGGUCAACCACGGGGUGGAGCUCCACGCUGACGUGAUCGAGUACGCCUACCAGAAGCUGGACAACUUCAUCAAAACCAGCGACAGCUUCGACAAGUUUGAGUUCUGCGAGCCGUGCUUCGUGGCGGGGAACUGCCUGGAGAUCCCCCCCCACAGCCGUCAGUACGACCGGGUGUACUGCGGGGCGGGGGUGCAGAAGGAGUACGAGAGCUACAUGAAGAACGUGCUCAAGGUGGGGGGGGUCCUGGUGCUGCCUCUGGAGGAGAAGCUGACCAAGAUCACCCGGACCGGCCCCAACAGCUGGGAGACCAAGAAGAUCAUCUCGGUGUCCUUCGCUCCUCUGGUCCUUCCCAAAUACAACAACAACGGCAAGCCCAAGGCCGUGCCCUUACCCGUGCUGGAGGUCCGCUCCCUGCAGGAGCUGGCUCGCAUCUCCAUCCGCCACGCCCUCCGCGUGACCCGGGACGGGGCGGGGGGCGGCGGGGGGCCGGCGCGCGGCCGCGGCUCCUCCUUCAGCGUGGGCCGGGGCCUGGCGGUGGCCGGGCUCCACAAGUACGGGCCCCGCUUCAAGCGGCGCCGCGUCCACCGCCGCCACAGCAACAGCCUGGCGCCCGGCGGGCGGGCGGCGGCGCAGUCGGGCUCCGCCCCCCCCGACGGCAACAACAACAACGCCCACCACCGCCGAGCCAGGGAGCGGGGGGCCACGGAGGAGGAGGACGACGACGACGACCGGGAGGCCCGGCGGCGCCGGAGGGGGGGCCGCAGGGUGCUGAGGGGCACGCCGGGGGAACCCGAGGCGGCCGAGGAGCCGGCGGAGGACGGCGACGAGCCGAGGGCCCGGGGGGAGACCCUACGGGCCGAGCCCGCCGUCAACGUGCUGCGGGAAAGGAUUCUGGGGCUGCCCCUGCCCGAGCCGCUCAAGAUGUAUCUGCUGUACUACCGGGAGAAGUGAGGCCAGGCGCUCAGGGCACGCACACAGCUAGGGCUCCACUCAGAGGGGGGGGGGGGGGGGGCUGAGUGAUCCCACCCUCUCCCACUGCAACCUGAACCAGGCAGGACUCUCUGAGCUGCUCUGAGUCGCUCCAAACACUCUUCCUCUGCAUACGACCCUGGUGGAUCGGCCGUCUUCUCCCAUUCAUCGCCACCUUGUUCAAGUGCUUCUUCAUCUCAGUGGCCCCCCCCCCCCCCCCCCCCCAGAGACUCUUUCAGCCGAUGCUAGGUGGUACCCAAGCUUGCUAUGCAUGAAGUAAGAGAACAUUUCUGACGAUCAUUUCAUUUCAGAAAUCCGAGAAAGAUUUCUAAGUCGUAGCUUUUUUUUUAAGAACAGCGCCAGAAACCCAACGUAUGAAUAAAGCACAUUCAGUCAUUCUCCUCACAGGGAGUAACUCUCGGUGUUCCACAAAGGUGUCUGAUCUGCUAUGUAAUGCAUCGAUGCAUGGCAUGUACACCAUACCCAACGUUAACUACGAGCAGAUCAAUGGGGGUCCACAGGUCAUGUGAGGGGAGCUCAGGGCUGCUUGCUACGGUCAGGUUGUUACAGGUUGGGCCUCCUGCUUCCUGACCAUGGCUGAGGGGGGAGAGAUGGGACCAAGAAGCCAAAUUGAUUUGGCCUCUGACCCUGAUGUGUUUCUAUCAGAAUGCCGGGGUUCAGGAGUGUUUGAGAGAAGAACAAAGCAUCUUAGUUUCGGUCUUGUGAGCAACUUGUUGAAGAAGAACUCGAUUGCCAUGACAGGGGACGAGUCCAAGACUGAGUAAUUCUUCUCCGUAAUACAAGACUUGAAUCCAGAAGCGAUUUUUGUUAAGAUUAUGUAUGGUUUUAGGGAUGGAAAUCUAAAUAGAUCACACCUCAACUGUUUAAGAGAAUUAGUCAACAGAGCAUUGUUCGUAGUGGUGUCGUGUCCCUCUGAAUGAAAUGAACAUUUUUACGGCAUCUGUUUGAUUUUGAGUUUUAUUUUGACGCAACUGGAUUCUCUAGAGAACUGAAUCAAUGCAUUUAUUUCCUUUUCACAAGUUGAAGGAUGUGUCUGUGUGUAUCAGGAGGAAAUUGACUUUCGUAAUGACAUCAAUGUCAUAUUUCCUCUGUACAACCAAACAGGGAACCACUCUAAAAUGAACCAUGUUUUUUUUCCUAUAUUCCAUCUUACAUCCCACAGCAAGAAAUAAUUAUUACCAGGCAAAAUAGUUUUUAUGCAUCCAUUUUUAAUUUACUUUUAAGGAUUGCUAUUGCUUUUUUGGUUCUUUUUAUAUUACUUCAUGGCAUGAUAUUGUGUUCAGUUUCACGUUUUCUCACCAAUGAAAUCAAUAACCACAGAUUUAUUUUUAUAUGUGGUACAUCAUUUUCAUCCCUUUCCAGUUGGAUGGGCAUUCUUUUUGCACUGUAGUUUGGAAACUGGUACCUUUGAUGCCAAAUCUCUUUUCAUUGGACUAUGGACUCUCAAUAAGUGGCUUCUGAGUUAUUUUGAGUUAUUUUGAAGUAACGAGACCAAUUAAGUUCUCUGUCAUUAUUUCAGUUAAUCUUAUUCAUCAUUUUAAAUAAAUCAAUUGUAUUUUGAAGUGAUUGUUUCAGGAAUUUUCUUUUUAUGCUAGCUUACCAGCCUUUUGCUGUACAAACGUUCAGCCCAGUGAGUUAAUUCUUCUUUAAAAAAAAAAAGUGUUUUUCAUCUCUAUUAGUAGCAGUUCAUAUUCAUAUUGAGUACAUACAACUGGAAUAAACAUAAGGGAAAAUAGAAUCCCUUACAAGUCAGUGUGAUAUUUCAUGAAUCCUUUAUUUCUCUGAAAAUGCUGAUUAACAUGUGGCGUUUGCCUCGUCUAUAGAUACUGUAUGUACAACCAUUCCUGUAAUUUCCUAAAAAGAUCAUUGUUCAUUUCAUUUCUCUAUUCUCCUUUCGACUCUCUACUGAAUGUCAAGAUUUUGCUUCACGUCUAAGUCAAGUGAGUUGUAUCACCCAUGUGUUAAUAAACUCCAUAUAUACCAA